Messenger RNA from Saccostrea echinata, 1968 nucleotides. RefSeq names its product toll-like receptor 4. The transcript has 3 exons. NCBI's taxonomy places the organism in Eukaryota, Metazoa, Mollusca, Bivalvia, Ostreida, Ostreidae. Bases 222 to 1883 code for a protein of 553 amino acids. The record is from RefSeq and is a predicted model, not a curated record.
GCUUCUAGGGCAAUGCAUACAGGGAAAAAUUCCAUUAAUCAAGUUGUGACAGAUGUGUUUAAACAAUGUAACCAGGAACUUUUUAUGUGCUUUAGUUUAAAUAAAAUAUAUAAACAUCUUCCGUAAUAAAAUGGCAAUCAACUAAAAUACGGGAUUAUCAAACAUCGGAAAAUGUCAUGCUAAUACUUCCUUGUCACUUAGUAUAAUAGUGACGGAAGAAGAUGGGUGAACAAGGCGAGCGAAUUCCCUAUGGCGGGACAAGUAUAAAGUAUUUACAGAUGAUGCAGAUAUCGAUGAUAUCCAGUCUUUUGAUAUCUCCUGUAUUGAUGAUACAUGUAAAAUGCAGUGGUUGCGCAUGUUACAACAAAAAAUGUGACAGAAAUGCCGGUGUUACAAAUGAUACCAGAACAUGCACGAUUGUGAACUCUCCGAUACCCACUUUAAACAUAAGUGAUUUCUCCUUGCCUUGCAUAGAAGGUUUAGAAAAUAUUACAUUCAUUAACAACAAUAUGAAGGCUAUUCAAGCAGGUUUCUUUUCAAAUUCUACUAACCUCACGUACCUUGAUUUAAGCCAGAACCCGGAUAUUGGAGGAACCAUUCAACAUACAUUAAAUAGCCUAAACAAUACAAAACUGGAAACAUUAUUUCUGAACAACAUUUCCAUGAAUGAUCAAAUACUUUCAGAGUAUUACGCGUUCUUACCCCGGACACUUAGAACUCUGUCACUGAGAGCGAACGAGCUGACGACAUUCCCGAUGACCUAUGUACAGAGACUACACAACCUAACUGAACUCGACCUUAGUCAUAACAUCCAUUUUAGACACCUCGAAGUUCAAGACGUAAACUUGACUCUGCCACUGAAGAAUCUGUCGUUGGCUUUUACAGGAUUUUUCUGGAAGAAAUUGUUUACAAAUAAUAGGAAUUCCUGUGUUUUGCCUGAACUUGCAUACCUCAACUUGUCGCAUACUUUCGUAAACGUUUCAACGAUAGCUGUUGCAAACAACUGUCUUCAAAAUUUGCAAUAUCUUAUUGUUAAGCACUGCAUAUUUGAAGAUGGUUUAUACAACAACAGCUUCAAAUAUUUGUCUAAUUUAAAAAAUUUAAGCUUAAGCGAAACAUUUAAUAUAUAUCAAGUACCUGUUAUGAGUAUGCCAUUGGAACAUUUGGAUAUGAACGAUCUUAAAUUUACUUUCAGUGAAAAUAAUAAUACCAUGUAUAUGUUCAGUAAUUUGAUGAGACUAAAACAUCUUGAAAUUCGAAAACUUAACCUCGGAGCCUGGAAACACAGUAGUUUAGAGAUCUUUUUAAAACCACUGAAAAACCUGACAUAUUUAGAUGCCAGUUGCAAUGGCCUGAAUUUUUUGCCAACGGUUAUUCAGACAUUUUCAAAGUUGGAAAAUUUAAUCUUAACAAAUAACACAAUUACUGAAUUGGGUAAUGCCAUAUCUAAAAGCAUGAUUCUCAAAAAUAUACACCUCCAAUAUAAUAGAAUAGAAAUUGUGGAUGUUCAUGGUUUGCCAAACACUGUUAAAACAUUGGAUCUUUCCGGAAAUCCGUUUCGGUGCACGUGUGGUCUAGUUCCAUACAUUAUUUGGGUCAAAGAACAAAAACUGUAUACUAGUAAACUAGUAGAGGAAUGGAGAAAAACAUACUUCUGUGCUCAUCCCUUAGAGAAAAGAAACAAGAGUCUAGUUCUUUUUCACCCAAAACCUACGGAUUGUCAACCGUUUAACAAGUACGUAAUCACUGCCAUGGUUUUGUGCUGUUUAAUGGUACUGAUAGUUUUUGUGACCAAUAUUGUUGAAUGUUACAAAGAAAGAAAGACUAACAAAAAGACGCAUCCAAAGUUCCGAUAUCGUCGAUUACAACGGACUGCUAGCUGAUUCCGCCCUUGCUACUUAACAAAAUGUUUGAUUAAAUGUAGAGAAAACUUAAAGCUCCAUAUUAAAUGGAUUAAAAACAAACAGA